AUGCCUGACUGGAGACAAGAGUAUCUUGCCGGCAUCAGGGAUGCCGAAAACCAACACGCUGUCGACCAGGAGCUUAUCGCGGCCUACUCCCAAUUACUUGAUCGGGUUUCCGUUCUCGAAGCCGAGAAGGCAGCUUCCCAGCUACAACCCGAGUCCGCAGCACCCUCAGCCCCUCCUCCGGCGCCAAGCAAAGGCUCACCAGCGCCAGCACCCACACCGACAAGCGACACGACCGACGACACCCCUCUCAUGGCCCGCCUUCGCAUUGAGCUUGCCGAAGCGCUCCGCUCAAAGGGCCAGUUCCAGCAACGCCUCCAAACCGCAGAAGAAGAACUUGCGCGUCUUCGCGCCAAGACAGCCUCGGAUGCAAAGGCCGUUCGUGACCUAACGGCGGAACGGCGCACGCUCACCAUCAAACUACGCGACCGCGAGGAAGAACUACGAGCCAAGAACAAGCUGGUGGCAGAAGUUCAAGACGAGCUAGCGGUGCUCAACAUGCAGCUCGACAUAGUAGAGAAGAAGCGGGCCGAGAAGGAGGCCGAGAACAAACAGCUCGUCGAGAGGUUCAUGAAGCGGGUCGGGCAGGAGGCCGAAGCAAUGAACCUGGCAAACGAGCCGCUGUCCAACAGGAAGAGGUAG
This is a messenger RNA of Chaetomium strumarium, 639 nucleotides long. RefSeq names its product autophagy-related protein 16. Lineage: Eukaryota; Fungi; Ascomycota; Sordariomycetes; Sordariales; Chaetomiaceae. The transcript has 2 exons. The coding region runs from base 1 to 639 and encodes 212 amino acids. The record is from RefSeq and is a predicted model, not a curated record.